CUUCUCAUUUUCGAUGAAUAAACAGCUUUGCAUGGUGAUUUGGUAAAAUUUCUAUGAUUCCCCACCUUUAAAUUCAAACACUGGUUUUCGACUUUUACAAACACAAUCGCAUCGUUCCAAUCCGUUCGGAUCGAAAUACUCUGAAAGUAAUUACUUCAUGCUGUUCGAUGCUGCAAUUAUAUCAGGCGUAUAAACAUUCUUUGCAAGUUUAAAAUUAGCGCAGCUGAAUUCUCUGCUUGCCAACCAAAUAAACAGUCAGUCAGUUGGAGGGAUUUCUGUUGUUUUUCUUGUUAAGCUUAACAAUGACGACUGUUGUGCCCACUACCGAAGAAGAUCCUGUGCUCGCUGUUGUCCGGUUCACUGCCGAGUUGUCCUGGGCGGAUGCAGGUCCUGAGGUAGCCGAGGGGCAGGUGAAUAGAUUGUUUGUGGAAGCUCAAGAGUGUAUGGUUCAGAAUAGGUGGUUGGAUUUAGCUUCUUUGAUGCUUGCAUCUGCGGAUGUUGUUUUCUCUAAAGCUUCUGAGAAGGACCUUGAAUGUGUUUACACUGUUAUCGGCUCCCUUGUUAAGAGGCUUGAGAACCUUGAUCAAGUGCAUGAGAUGGCAGAGCUUAUAGCCACAAAGGUUACCCAACAGCCUAAUGAAAAGCCAGCACUGCGUUUAAAGAUCUUGUUUAAUCUCUACAACCUGUUGGAGAAUCCGUAUAGCCAGUUCUUUGUGUACAUGAAGGCUCUGAACUUGGCAGCUAAUGGAAAGGUCACCGAGCAUAUUAUACCAACUUUUAAGAAGAUAGAUAACCUCUUGAGGGAGUGGAAUAUUGGGACCAAGGAUAAGAGGGAUCUGUUUCUUGCGGUUGCUCAUAUUUUGAGGGAUACCAAGAGCUCUGCAAAAGAGUCCUUCAAUUUUCUUGUCAAGUACCUGGAAACUUUUAACGGUGAGGACGCAUCAGUCGUGGCUGAAGCUAAGGAAGAAGCUGUCCAUGCCAUUAUUGAAUUUGUUAAGGCUGCUGACAUGUUUCAGGGUGAAUUACUAGAGUUGCCUGCCAUUACCCAACUUGAGAAAGACAGCACACAUGCUCCUGUAUACCAGCUUCUGAAAAUCUUCCUGACACAGAGGCUUGAUGCAUAUUUGGAGUUCCAUUCAUCAAAUUCUAAUUUAUUGAAGAACUAUGGCCUUGUGCAUGAGGAAUGUGUUUCUAAGAUGAGGUUGCUAUCCUUGGUAGAUCUAGGUGCGGAUGGGUCAAAUCAAAUUCCUUACUCUUUGAUUAAGGAUACACUCCAGAUCAACGAAGAUGAGGUGGAGUCAUGGGUUGUGAAGGCUACUACAGCCAAACUAAUAGAUUGCAGAAUCGAUCAGAUCAACCAAGUUGUCAUCAUCAGCCGCUGCACACAGCGUGUGUUUGGGAUUCACGAAUGGGAUUCCCUUCGGGCAAAGCUCGCUUCUUGGAGGGGAAACAUUGCGAAUGUUAUUAACACCAUACAAGCUAACAAGAUUGUGGAAGACACCACUCAAGCAGUGCAAGGUCUGGCCAUUCGUUGAGGUAAAUCUCGAUUGUUCCUAAGUAGAAUGUUAAGAAUCUUAUUAUCAUUAGUAUUAAUGUAUUUUUUAGAGUCUUUGACAGUCAUACAAUUUUGAUUUUGGAAGGCUAUAUUGGUGUCUUUUCUGUGUUAUAUUGUUUGUAUGCACAUGAUAUAUUAAUACUUGCCUUUCCCAUA
Messenger RNA from Andrographis paniculata, 1711 nucleotides. RefSeq lists its product as uncharacterized. The record is from RefSeq and is a predicted model, not a curated record. The coding region runs from base 303 to 1535 and encodes 410 amino acids. NCBI's taxonomy places the organism in Eukaryota, Viridiplantae, Streptophyta, Magnoliopsida, Lamiales, Acanthaceae. The transcript has 11 exons. Gene Ontology annotation, molecular function: translation initiation factor activity. Gene Ontology annotation, biological process: cytoplasmic translational initiation. Gene Ontology annotation, cellular component: cytoplasm; eukaryotic translation initiation factor 3 complex.